AUGCGCUGUCUAAACCUGCACCUCAGCUGUGAGUGGGGAGUGCCGGUCAAGCGCGGGGGCAGUGCGCAGAUUCGACACCUCCAACCAGCCCCGACGAUUGCUCCGGAUCAGAUUGCUUGGCCUGCGCCAGAGGGGGGUGAUCUGGUGGAUAUCACACCCGAUGCGCUGCUCAAUGGCCUCUCCCCGAUCUCCUGGCCAGGCGACCUGGUCCUCCUAGAGCCUCUCCAAACGACCCCAUUCUACCCGCCCAUCACCCCAGCCCGAAUCCCGACCCCCCUCUACCGGCCAUUAAGCGUCAAUGAGAUUGCGUGCGUCAAUUCCCUCACCCUCACCGAACAUGACCAAAAGUAUUUUCAAUAUUUUCCCUCUUCCUCUAUCAUCUAUUAUUACAUGAAAGGAUGGCACUGGAGCAGCUUCUGCUACCUGUACCGGGGGCCGGCGGCCACUAACAAAGUGAUCAUGCGCAUGAUCCUCGCUAUGUCUGCCACUGAUAUGCAUCGGCAGGGGCUGGUGGUGAGAUCUCCCGGCCGGCCCACGGCCGAAGAUCAUGGGCGUUAUCACUACAGCCUGGCCGUCAAGGAAUUCCGACAGCUUCUCGAGACCCCUCGACGGAGGGUCUCUGUUUCGGAGCUGGAGACUAUUUUUGCAACAAUGUUUCUCAUGAUCACGUAUGAGUGGUAUUUUGGCCAUUCCGUCCGCCAUCUCCAGUUACAUCUUGAUGGCGUGCGGUCCCUCUUGGUGUCGCACCCCCAACUCUUCCGCCUCAAAGAUGUCACUGAUGUGUUCUUGUCCCCAGAGGACGAUAGUCCAUCUUCGGAGGAUGCGGCGGUCUCCACAGUCUCCUUUAUCCCGGAACAAUUCCUACUGUGGGUCUUGUACAUCGAUGCAAGCUGCCGCCCCAUGGGGUUGACCGAGUCCUUAUAUGAUUAUGUCAUGCAAUCAAACAACCCAGCACUCCAUCCAGAUCACUUGCAUCGAUGUGCUCGCUUAUGGGGUCGGUGCUUUUGGGGUGAGCAGUAUCCGGACCAGGAGGUUCUGGAUGAUAUCGAAAACUACCGAGCCUUGGAGUUGUUGCAUGCCGGGUUCUGCUUUCGCCAUCGAACCUGGGGGGUCCUUGUAGAGUCUGGGACCGGAUCCGACACGACCGAAUCCCUCUUUCGCGAAUUAAUCUCCACGCGCGAUAAAUUUUCCGACCUCUUCAUCACCGCAAAGUUUGCCGGAACUGUCUCAGCUCGGCAUUGUCUUUCAUCGCCGACUGCUCUGCGUCGACGGCCUGCCUUCCCCCUCCAUCGGCAAGCCACGACCGGUAUCGUGGACAUUGCCCGAAAGCAAUUCGCGUCCGAUCCUCAACUCCUCCGGCGCUUACAUUGGCCGCUCUUAAUGGCAAUUAUCGAAACGGACGACCCUAGCCACCGGACGUGGCUCCGGCAACGCUUGUUUGAGUUGCGUGAUCACCAUUCAGAGUACGUGUGGGCUAACGAGGUUGCCGAUCAGGUCUUGUCUCAAGAGGAGGAAAAUCAGGGCUGCUACGUGAAUCUCGCCGAGCUCCUCCUCCAGCGGUUUCAUGUGCAAUGA
This is a messenger RNA of Penicillium canariense, 1575 nucleotides long. RefSeq lists its product as uncharacterized. NCBI's taxonomy places the organism in Eukaryota, Fungi, Ascomycota, Eurotiomycetes, Eurotiales, Aspergillaceae. The coding region runs from base 1 to 1575 and encodes 524 amino acids. The transcript has 4 exons. The record is from RefSeq and is a predicted model, not a curated record.